GCCAGAGAAAGAUUAUCUUUAGUCGCAGCACCAAUAAACAGCCUGCCCUUAUUGCUUCGACUCCUCAUUGCUUUGAGCAUCAUGGACGGGACUAGUCGAAUUUUGAUAGCACUGGUGGCAUUCCUUUUGAUUGCGAUUCAAGAUGGAUCGGGAAGACUGCUGGACGACAGCUGUGGGAUAACAUCCCCGAACCCAGUAACCCCGAAAAUAGAUGGUGGUAAAGAUACCGACAUCUUUUCUAAUCCUUGGAUGGUUCGUGUAAUGGAAAAUUGCAAAGUAAUCUGUGGCGGCUCUCUUAUCACAUCUCGAUUUGUACUCACGGCAGGGCAUUGCGUAUCCACCUCUCAUAUGCAAGUGCGCUUGGGCGAAUUUGACAUCAAAUUUCCACCGAAAGAACGGGCCUUUACUCUUGAUGUGGAUAAGAAGAUUAUCCACAGGAAGUUUAGUUUAGACUCGCAUGAUAUAGGGCUGCUUCGAUUGAAUCAGACUGUCAUGUUCUCAGACUAUAUGAGGCCGAUCUGCGUUCUUAUCAAUGAGCGAAUUGGGCCCUAUUCAAUAUUCAACGUCACCGGCUGGGGUGCAAACAGUAGAGGCGAAACCCCGGCUACUCUACAGAUUGCCACCCUUUCCCAAAUGGAUCGUUACAAAUGCAUCCGAAAAUUCAAGUUGGAGGAUACCAUGGACUGGAUAUGUGCGGGCAGUGAAACGAGUGAUGCCUGUGAAGGCGACUCUGGAGGGCCGCUAAGCGCAUUGCGCAUGUAUCAAGGACGACGAAGGUUUUUUCAGUUCGGUGUGAUCAGUAAAGGCUUAAGAAGUUGCAAUGGCUUGGGAUUUUACGCUAAUGUGGCAUACUUCGGCAACUGGAUCGCGGAUGUUAUCCAGAAUUUUUAAGAUUUCGAUUAACAUAAUUCUAGACCAUAUGUACGACACCGUUUUGUCCUGCAAAUGGCAUUUGCAUUUGGAUGGUUAAAAGAAGAAGAAACGCUAUAGUCAAAUUAUUCAUUAUUUUAAUUAAUAAAACUAAAAGUGUUUUUGAGUAACGAUUAACGUUGAUAAAGAAAUAAAGGUCACCCGAAAAAG
Molecule: messenger RNA, 1080 nt
Organism: Drosophila eugracilis
Lineage: Eukaryota; Metazoa; Arthropoda; Insecta; Diptera; Drosophilidae
Product: serine protease grass-like
Exons: 4
Coding region: 82-891 (269 amino acids)
Biological process (GO): proteolysis
Molecular function (GO): serine-type endopeptidase activity
Source: RefSeq, a predicted model, not a curated record